AUGGUCCUUUCGACCAUACCCAACCUCACUCCCUUUUGUCUCACCGAUGGAGAACCCACGUCAAACGCGUUUCCAGUCUCGAUACCAUCUACUGACACCAUCAGUAACCUCAGGAAUCUCAUCAAGGCUGAGAAGGCUGUCGCUUUUGCUGAUGUCGCAGCAGACAAGCUCACGGUCUGGCGUGUCUCGGUCCCUGUCGUCGCUGUCAAUAUCCACAAUGCGGUCUUCCUGAACGAGAUCGACUCCAAGACGGAACUCAGUCCAGCGACUCGCCUCUUCAAGAUCUUCACGGAAGAGCCAUCUGAAGAAGCAAUCCACAUCACCGUGCAGCGACUACUACCAGUGAAUGGAAGCGGCAAAACGUGCACGGCCAUGGAGCUGUUGUCGAAUACAUGGGGAUUAUAUUUCAACGGCGGGGCAAAGGAUUGGGGCUCCAGCGGCAUGAAUACUCUAAUCAACGCUCUUUCAGACUACAAGACCAUUUAUUUGACACAGAGCAGGGACGGCAACACGGACAGACUACGCCAUCUGACCUAUGGCCUACUGUAUGCGCGGCUGUUGAUCCUAGACUACUGCUUGGUUCAACCCGAAUCCAAAAUCAAUUUUUUAUGCCAACGAUGGAUGCUUUUGCAAGUCGCAACGCCUGCAUUCAUGGACGUAUUUCAAAGUCUCUUCAAGGAUAUCAACGUCUACUUGCAUAGACAUCCAAUAUCAGGUUUCAUUCUCAACGCCGUACAAGAACUAUUCGACAAAGUUCAGAAACAGCUUCUCGAUCGAACAACCUCCUUUGAUGCAGCACCCUUCAAGUUUCUCGUGGUUCUAGACGAGGCCCAGGUGCUGGAUAGACUCUUCAAUGGAUUGUAUUUGGAUAGCAAUGGCACAACUCCUAGGCCGGUUCUAACCCCUGUUCUCCGGGCAUUCAGACACAUUACAAAUACCAUAGACGAACAUAAGGUGUGCGUCAUGCCUUGUGGGGCGAGCUUAAGCAACUUAGACGUGGACUGGUCCGGAGGCGCUGGAUCAGGCGACAAGCUCUCCAAGGGCGACUUUGAAGCAGGCGCGAGUUUGGACAUGAUCGCCGACUUUGCCGGUUGGACAAGCGAGGAUUCGGUCGCAUGUUAUGUGAAGAGACUGGGCGACACAUUGAGCGAGGAUGCGAGGAUGCGAUUGACCCAUCUGUUUCCAAGAGAGGUCAUACAGAAUCUCUACCGGGAUUUCACAGGCCGUGUUAGGCACAUGAUCUCCGUAGUAGUAUAA
Messenger RNA from Gamsiella multidivaricata, 1257 nucleotides. RefSeq lists its product as uncharacterized. The coding region runs from base 1 to 1257 and encodes 418 amino acids. The record is from RefSeq and is a predicted model, not a curated record. Lineage: Eukaryota; Fungi; Mortierellomycota; Mortierellomycetes; Mortierellales; Mortierellaceae. The transcript has 3 exons.